AUGCGUACUUCAGCAUCUCUUUUCCUUUUCGCGCUCCCUCUGGGCCUGGCAGCUCCAGUGAUCGAUAGCCGUGCGGCGGGAGAUACUAUGAACGGUUUGGCGGCUGGAGCUCCCUGCAAAGCCAUGACGGUCGUCUUCGCUCGUGGAACCACCGAGACCGGCAACGUCGGCACGCUGUCCGGGCCGCCCUACUUCAAAGCCCUCAUGAAGAUGACCGGAGGCGACAUGGCAGUCCAAGGUGUCGAAUACCCGGCCGACAUUCCCGGCUUUCUGGCGGGUGGAGAUGCGAAAGGAAGCCAGAAAAUGGCCCAGCUGGUGAUGCAGGCCAUGACUACUUGCCCCGACACGAAGGUUGUGAUGGCCGGUUACAGUCAGGGAGGACAGCUUGUCCACAACGCAGCGGCAAUGCUGCCUCCUGAUAUGGCAGCUAUGGUUAGCUCUGCCGUCAUCUUUGGUGACCCAAUGAACGGCAAGCCAGUCCAAGGUGUCUCUGCCGCCCAGACCAAAGUUAUCUGCCAUAAUGGCGAUCUGAUCUGCGCCGGCACAAGCACAAUCCUGCAGCCCCAUCUCACCUACUCGCAGAACGCCCAAGAGGCCGCAACCUUCACUAUGAAAUCCGCGGGAAUGUAA
Molecule: messenger RNA, 630 nt
Organism: Drepanopeziza brunnea f. sp. 'multigermtubi' MB_m1
Lineage: Eukaryota; Fungi; Ascomycota; Leotiomycetes; Helotiales; Drepanopezizaceae
Biological process (GO): carbohydrate catabolic process
Cellular component (GO): extracellular region
Molecular function (GO): cutinase activity
Source: RefSeq, a predicted model, not a curated record